This is a messenger RNA of Diaporthe amygdali, 2829 nucleotides long. RefSeq names its product f-box domain-containing protein. Lineage: Eukaryota; Fungi; Ascomycota; Sordariomycetes; Diaporthales; Diaporthaceae. The record is from RefSeq and is a predicted model, not a curated record. Bases 1 to 2829 code for a protein of 942 amino acids. The transcript has 3 exons.
AUGAGCCACGACCAGUACGACGACGACGACUACCAGGACGGCGGUUACCCAAACCCCGAACAGGCCUAUGACGAGCCAAAUGGCUUUGACGACGGCUACGACGACCGCAAUCCCCACGACGCCGACGAGUACGACCAAAAUACCUACAGCAAUCGCGACUACGACGAUCCACCACAAGACGGCUACCCGGACGAGUCACCCGUGGACGACAUCGACAAUCCCGACCUCGAUGCCGACCUCAGCGGCGACCCCAGGCACGUCUCCCAGGUCUACCAGGACGAGGCAGGAGACAUCAUGGAUCACGACCCAAUCACCGAGUACCUAAAGAGCAAAGACCCCGACUGGGACCAACAGCCGCCCGAGACCAAGAAUCUUCUGGAUCUGCCCGAAGAUAUCCUCCGCCUGAUUGUUAAAGAGGCAAGUCACGCACUGGACCCGCUUAUCACUCAUACCAACGACCUGACCUCUCUUGCCCUGACCAACUCGACCCUCUACAAGCUCGCAAUUCCUCACAUCUACUCCAGGUUCGACAUAGUCUGGCCCGACGCUCAUACCACCACCACCGAGGCCAAGAGCGUCGAUGCCCUGACAUAUGGACUGUCGACACUGUGUCUGGGCAGCUCCUUUGCCCGCACUACCACCCGAUUCCGCAACUAUGGGGACCAAACCCCAGCACCCAUCAAGUUUGGAGACAACAACUAUGCCCAGCACACCCGCAAGUUCUCGCUUGGCAAUGGCCCCAACGACUGGGUCGCCGAGUACAUGAUCAACAAGGAGAGUGGCAAGAUGCUGGGGACCUUGGUGGCCUUGGCCGUCUCCAAGAUGAAGAGCCUCGAGACCUUCAUCUGGGACAUGCCCACGGGUGUCUUGUCCGACAUCUUCAUCGCACUCGGCUCACUUCCAGACGAGGAAACUCGCGAGUGCAUGCUGGAACGCGUCUGGAUCCGGUGGCACGACAACAACGACACUGGCGCGUCGCCGUCAUCCUCAUCAAGUCCGGCUCCAGCUGCGCCCCAAGCAGCCGUGGUGCCAGCGGGCAGCACCCUCACACCCAUUGGGAUUGCACUCCCCUCGACUGCCUCACACCCCGCCCCAAGCGCGCCGUUCACAUACUCGGAGAACCAGGUUGAAUACCCUACAUUCAGUGUCUUGCCGCCCCUCAAGAGCCUCACUGUGUUGGACGUUGAUGAGCUGGCCUACCUCGACGAGAUGGCCGUGCUGGUGGAGCGGUCCAAAGAUGUCCUUCAGGAACUCAGGCUAGGAGUCUCGUCCAAGGCUGUCCACAAGGACUUCGUGCAGACGUGGGACAGCCCAGAACUACAACAGGUAGACCACAACGCCCGGUGGCCCGGUGAGAGCUCCAUCGGCGAGAGGAGGCUUGGUGGGAUCCUGGGUGUACUUGUGGGACGGGUGUAUGACAUUCGCAGGAAGAUCCCGAAAACGAAGCCAGCUCCCCCUCUGCCCGUGCCUGAAAGCAGUCCCGGCCAGCAUACGCCGUUGACAGGAGAGUCCGGUGCGCCACCCUUGUCAGGAGAUGCUCCACCUCCGCCGUUCUCGGGCGAGCCCAGCCCUGCAGCUGGAACACCGUCGCUUGACACAGAGAUGGGCUCACGGCGGUCUUCUACCAUGAGGACACCAGGCGCUUCGGGUCCCGGCACUCCGGCGAGGAAAAGACUGGACGGCAAGCUCAAGUUGACCACUCUGGAGCUGGAGAGAGUUCCGCUCUCAAUGCAGGUCUGCAGCAAGGCAUUCGACUGGACCGUGCUGACCAGCUUGACAAUUCUCGACUGUGCCCAGCAUGAGAACCUGUGGAAACUGCUGAAGAAGCAAUUUGAGCCCAAACCGCAGGAGUCUGGGUACGGAAUCUCGCCCACUUCGAGCAAGCCGGUGCCCAACGGGCCGAUGGAGUACCAGCUGGGCCUGAAGACCAUCCACACAGAUCAGACGUCCCAGUCCCUCAUCGCCUUCAUCAAGGAAACCUUGGCUCCGAAUUCUCUAGAGUGUCUUUUCUUGCAAGACCGGAGGCGUGGCACCGCUGCCAGUGCCCCUCCACAAGUGACGAUCGAUUCCAUCUUCAAGGGGGCUAUCAAGCGGCAUCGGAACAGCUUGAAGAAGCUCCUCCUGGACAGUUCGAACAAGACUACGUCCUCGGGAGCGAAUUCUGCCGAGACUAUGAGGUGGCGGUCUUGGUGCCUCACAAGCGAUCUCCUGCAGUAUAUUACCAGUGGCCGGAUGAAGAAGCUGAAGGAGCUGUCCGUCUCUAUCGACUACAAGGACUGGCACACCUUCCUGCAGCGUCUCCCCCACAUGUCACAGCUGCGCUCGCUCCACAUCCCGUACAUGGCGGAUCAUGUCAUAAGCAACUUCGAGCCUAAAGAACUGGUGAUGCAGGUGGCGGACAUCAUCACGUUGUGCCCGGACAUUCAGCUGUGCUAUGUGGGCAUAUCGACCAAGUGUUUCGAGAUCAUGGAGCAGCGUGCAACCGAUAACGCAGGCGCCGGCCUCCUGAACGGCAACGGCGGCGCAGCCAACGGCGUGAAUGGCCACGGCUCGGACCAGCCGGCGGCAGAGGUGGACGAGGCCACCGACGAAGACGAGAACGACACAGAAGACAAUUCUGAUGACCCAGAUGAUUCGGAUGACGAGGGCACCCCCACAAGCCCGACAGAUCCGGAUGAGACGCAGUCUGAGGAACACCAUAGCGACGAGGACUCGGACGACGAUGACUCGUUCGUUGAACCGGCAGCAAAGACCCGUCUGCGUCUGAGGGAGAUUCUCUUCUACGACGACAAAGUGGCCAUCUUCAAGGCCAGGCACGGGCGGUUGUGA